Messenger RNA from Brienomyrus brachyistius, 4941 nucleotides. RefSeq names its product mediator complex subunit 23 (gene med23). Gene Ontology annotation, biological process: positive regulation of gene expression; regulation of transcription by RNA polymerase II. Bases 129 to 4271 code for a protein of 1380 amino acids. The transcript has 30 exons. The record is from RefSeq and is a predicted model, not a curated record. Gene Ontology annotation, cellular component: mediator complex; transcription regulator complex. Lineage: Eukaryota; Metazoa; Chordata; Actinopteri; Osteoglossiformes; Mormyridae.
UGACUUCCGGUGAAGACAAAGCGGCGCUCUGUUUUUAAUGUAACAAGAAUCAACGGAACCUUGCAAGCAAUGGAGACUUUAAUAAGAUAACUUCACUUGUUUAUUUAAGCGAAAGUGGACUGUCCAAAAUGGCAAUUUCAAUGGAAACUCAGCUUCAGACCAUAUUCGAGGAAGUUGUGAAAACGGAGUUUAUAGAAGAAGCUUUUACCGGCAUGUUUAUGGAUACCCCCGAGGAUGAGCGAACUAAACUUGUCAGGUGUCUAAGUGCCUUUCGUCAGUACUGGAGCACUCUCCCUCAGGAUUCUCAUGAUCAGUGUGUACAGUGGAUUGUGCGGUUUAUCCAUGGUCAGCACAGUCCCAAGCGAAUCUCCUUUCUGUACGACUGCCUGGCGAUGGCUGUGGAAACCAACCUUUUAUCCCCUAGGAUGGUUUGUGAAGCUUUGAUUAACUCGGAUAGCUUGGAGUGGGAACGAACUCAACUGUGGGCUCUGACUUUCCAGCUCAUCCGCAAGAUUAUCGGAGGGGUGGAUUAUAAGGGAGUUCGAGAUCUUCUGAAGGUUGUCCUGGAGAAGAUCCAGACCAUUCCCAACACUGUGAGCUCUGCAGUGGUCCAGCAGCUUCUGGCUGCACGAGAGGUGGUGGAGUACAUCCUGGACAGGAACGCCUGUCUUUUGCCAGCGUAUUUCGCCGUAACAGAAAUCCGAAAACUGUAUCCUGAGGGAAAGUUGCCACAUUGGCUGUUGGGCAGUCUGAUAUCUGACUUUGUGGACAGUUUCAGACCUACUUCAAGAAUAAACUCCAUUUGCGGGCGCUGCAGCCUGCUCCCCGUGGUCAACAAUUCGGGGGCCAUCUGUAAUUCCUGGAAGCUGGACCCCACCACGCUUCGCUUCCCCCUGCGAGGGAUGCUGCCCUACGACAAGGACUUGUUUGAGCCGCAGACAGGGUUGCUGAGAUACGUGUUGGAGCAGCCAUACUCUCGUGACAUGGUCUGCAACAUGUUAGGGCUCAACAAGCAGACCUUGAACAUUGCUCAGCACAAGCAGCGCUGCCCGGUUCUGGAGGACCAGCUGGUGGACCUGGUGGUGUACGCCAUGGAGCGCUCGGAGACAGAGGAGCAGUUCGACGACGGCGGCACCAGCCAGCUGCUGUGGCAGCACCUGUCCAGCCAGCUCAUCUUUUUCGUGCUCUUCCAGUUUGCCAGCUUCCCACACAUGGUGCUUUCGCUGCACCAGAAGCUGGCUGGCCGCGGCCUCAUCAAAGGCAGAGAUCACCUGAUGUGGGUCCUUCUGCAGUUCAUCUCCGGAAGCAUCCAGAAGAAUGCCCUGGCUGACUUCCUUCCGGUCAUGAAGCUGUUCGACCUGCUGUACCCCGAGAAGGAGUGUAUCCCAGUGCCCGACAUCAACAAGCCCCAGUCCACCCACGCCUUCGCCAUGACCUGCAUCUGGAUUCACCUCAACAAGAAGGCGCAGAACGACAACUCCAAGCUGCAGAUCCCUAUACCGCAUUCUCUGAAGCUUCACCACGAGUUCCUGCAGCAGAGCCUGCGCAGCAAGAGCCUCCAGAUGACGGACUACAAGAUCGCGCUGCUCUGUAACGCCUACUCCACCAACUCGGAGUACUUCACGCUGCCCAUGGGCGUGCUGGUGGAGACCAUCUACGGCAACGGCAGCAUGCGCAUCACACUGCCGGGCACCAACUGCAUGGCGUCGGGCUCUGUCACACCCCUGCCCAUGAACCUGCUGGACUCCCUCACCGUGCACGCCAAGAUGAGCCUGAUCCACAGCAUAGCCACACGUGUGAUCAAGCUGGCCCACGCCAAGUCCAGCAUCGCCCUGGCCCCCGCUCUGGUGGAAACCUACAGCCGCCUGCUGGUCUACAUGGAGAUCGAGUCCCUGGGAAUCAAAGGCUUCAUCAGCCAGCUCCUGCCAAACGUCUUCAAGUCGCACGCCUGGGGCAUCCUGCAUACCCUGCUGGAGAUGUUCAGCUACCGCAUGCACCACAUCCAGCCUCACUACCGCGUCCAGCUGCUCAGCCACCUGCACUCGCUGGCCGCAGUGCCUCAGACCAACCAGAACCAGCUGCACCUGUGUGUGGAAAGCACAGCCCUCCGGUUGAUCACGGCGCUUGGGAGCUCAGAAGUCCAGCCCCAGUUCACACGCUUCCUCAGCGACCCUAAGACUGUGCUGUCGGCGGAGUCGGAGGAGCUGAACCGCGCCCUCAUCCUCACACUGGCCCGGGCCACGCACGUGACAGACUUCUUCACCGGCUCCGACUCCAUACAGGGCACCUGGUGUAAGGACAUCCUGCAGACCAUCAUGAGCUUCACUCCGCACAACUGGGCUUCGCACACGCUGAGCUGCUUCCCUGCCCCACUGCAGGCGUUCUUCAAGCAGAACAACGUGCCUCAGGAGAGCCGCUUCAACCUGAAGAAGAACGUCGAGGAGGAGUACAGGAAGUGGAAGUCCAUGACUAACGAGAAUGACAUCAUAACACACUUCUCCAUGCAGGGCUCCCCGCCUCUCUUCCUGUGUCUGCUGUGGAAGAUGCUUCUGGAAACAGACCACAUCAACCAGAUUGGUUUCAGGGUCCUGGAGCGGAUCGGCGCCAGAGCGUUGGUGGCCCACGUCCGGACCUUCGCCGACUUCCUGGUGUACGAGUUCUCGACGUCUGCCGGGGGCCAGCAACUAAACAAGUGCAUCGAGAUUCUCAACGACAUGGUGUGGAAGUACAACAUCGUCACGCUGGAUCGCCUCAUCCUCUGCUUGGCCAUGAGGAGUCACGAGGGCAACGAAGCUCAGGUCUGCUACUUCAUCAUCCAGCUGCUGCUUCUCAAGCCCAACGACUUCCGCAACCGCGUCAGCGACUUCGUCAAGGAGAACGCCCCGGAGCACUGGCUGCAGAGUGACUGGCACACCAAGCACAUGUCCUACCACAAGAAAUACCCUGAGAAGCUGUACUUCGAGGGCCUGGCGGAGCAGGUUAACCCGCCACUGCAGCUGCAGCCGCAGUAUCUGCCUAUCUACUUCGGCAACGUGUGCCUCCGCUUCCUGCCCGUCUUCGACAUCGUCAUCCACCGAUUUCUGGAGCUGCUGCCCGUCUCCAAAUCCUUGGAGACGCUGCUGGACCACUUGGGUGGCCUCUACAAGUUCCACGACCGGCCUGUGACGUACUUGUACAACACGCUACACUACUAUGAACGACACCUGCGCGAUCGCACCAGCCUGAAGCGUAAGCUGGUGCAUGCCAUCAUGAGCUCGCUGAAGGACAACCGCACCCCAGGAUGGUGCCUGAGCGAGACCUACCUCAAGUUCGGCAUGAACGCGCGCGAAGACAACGUCUGGAUACCGGAUGACACCUACUACUGCAAGUUGAUCGGACGUCUGGUCGACACCAUGGCGGGCAAAUCUCCCGGGCCUUUUCCCAACUGCGAUUGGAGGUUCAAUGAGUUCCCAAACCCCGCGGCGCACGCCCUGCACGUGACCUGCGUAGAGCUCAUGGCCCUGGCCGUCCCCGGGAAGGAAGUGGGCAACGCGCUGCUCAGCGUGGUGCUGAAGAGCCAGCCCCUCGUCCCCAGGGAGAACAUCACCGCCUGGAUGAAUGCCAUAGGCCUGGUGAUCACAGCCCUGCCGGAGCCAUACUGGGUGGUCCUGCACGACCGCAUCGUGAGUGUGGUGAGCAGCCCCUCCCUCACCUCGGAGACUGAGUGGGUGGGUUACCCCUUUCAGCUGUUCGACUUCACCGCCUGCCAUCAGUCCUACUCGGAGAUGUACUGCAGCUAUGUGCUGGCCCUGGCCCACGCCGUGUGGCACCACUCCAGCAUCGGCCAACUCUCCCUCAUCCCCAAGUUCCUGUCAGAGGUUCUGAAGCCCAUCGUGAAGACCGAGUUCCAGCUGCUCUACGUGUACCACCUGGUGGGCCCCUUCCUGCAGCGCUUCCAGCAGGAGCGGACGCGCUGCAUGCUCGAGAUCGGAGUGGCUUUAUACGAGAUGCUUCAGGCCGUGGACCAGCUCAGCAAGCAUCUGGUCUAUAUAGACCCCAUCUGUGACUUCCUCUACCACGUCAAGUACAUGUUCACCGGGGACAGCGUCAAGGACCAGGUGGAGAAGAUCAUCUGCACGCUGCGGCCCGCCGUCAAGCUCCGGCUCCGCUUCAUCACACACAGCAGCAAGAUGGAGCCAGCAGCCCCCAGUGCCCCCCCCGCCGGGGUGGCCUCCCCCACCGGGCAGCCCCCCCAGGGCUCUGUCAGCGUCCCGCUGUCCGUCGCUCAGUGAAGCCCCUUUCCAGCCGGUCCCCACCUGACUGCUGUGAUUGCACCUUGGCCUUGGCCCAUGGGAUGCUCUGCUUUCCCUGUCUGGAACCCAGUGGGCAGCUGCUCAGGACCCCUCGUCUCUGCCGCAGUUACCCAGCAGUUACCCCAUAGCUCCUCAACAUUCACCUAUCACACAUUUUUCUCACUUGGUCCUCUUUGGUUGUUCUUUAGGAACAUCCACCAAUCAGCUUGGAGUGUGCUAUAUUUGUCCCCGCCCCCUUCGGCGCUGAAAUGUUCACUGUCUUCCUACUGAUUGGUUGUCGCCCCCCCUCGCCCGGUAACAGCCAACGUAUCAGAGGACCAUGUGCAUAAACUGUGACUUUCCCCAAAAUGGAAUGACAGAUUUCUUAUUUUUGUAAACUGCUUCCUCCUUAAGCAUCACCUCUGUAGAAAAGCGGGAAAUAGUUCCGGAAUCAUCAUGGAGAAGUUUGCUUUCUGCGUUGCGUUGCCCCUGCUGCCAAGGUGUGUAUAUAAAUGGCAGUCGUUCCCAGCUCCUCCUCAUCAUGACAGCAGUAAAUUGCCUGCCUUCACAAGGGGCUCUCCUUCAUGGAACAUUUAAGUUAUGUAGCUGUUUUAAAAUGAGAUAUUCACCGAAAACCAUGUCUUUUGAAAAUAAAAUCCGGUUUAUUGUA